Molecule: messenger RNA, 1113 nt
Organism: Mucor velutinosus
Lineage: Eukaryota; Fungi; Mucoromycota; Mucoromycetes; Mucorales; Mucoraceae
Gene: VAM6
Product: Vacuolar morphogenesis protein 6
Exons: 1
Coding region: 1-1113 (370 amino acids)
Molecular function (GO): protein binding
Source: RefSeq, a predicted model, not a curated record
AUGCUGGCAGUAGAAAUCCUAGACAAAAUAUUCUCAUACCUCGCUUAUUCAGAGAUUUAUAGAAUUAGAUCAGUCUGCAAAACGUGGAGACAGCAAUGCGAGUAUCACCUAUAUCUCUCGGUGAAAGCAAAGAAAACCAAGCUGUACGUCAAGAUUGGCAAGAAAGGAAGAACAGCACUAGUUGAUAUGAAGCCUUAUCAGUUCGAUGCUGAGAAUCAGGUCAUUGAGUUCAAUUGCCAACAACCUCAAGAUGACGAUGACAAUGUUGUGUAUUUGGAUCAAGAUAUGAAGCAUGUCAAGACUCAAAUUCAGUUCAGUGAAUGGUCUCAACAGGAAACAACAGCUCAAAACUCUGAAUUGUUGCUCAAUCUGAACCUAGUGGACCGUGCACAGAUGCUCUUCCAUCUUCAAUACAAUCCCUCAAUGGAGCAAGUGCAUAAUUUGAUGCUACCCAAAGAUGGUCAGAAUGAAUUACACUAUGUUGGCGAUAAGGGUAUCAUUAUCACCUAUUCAUACAGCAGCGAUCAUCAAGAGCAAAGAGGGCAAUCUAGCAGUGCUGUUCAUUUUCAUGGUAUAGACGAUUCCGCUACACAAAGCUCGUUCAAUUCCAUAUUCGAUCAAAGAGGUGCUGCUGCGGCCAACAACACCAUAUGUCUACGUAUUCGUUCAAUUCAUGCUAACUUGUCAUGGCUAUUAUCCGGCUUCAAUACAAGCAUUACUCCUGAGCCACUGUACCCAAAGCGCUACCAAGUCUUGGCUGAUACGCUCGCAUCACACAAUCUGAGUGACAAGCAUAUUUGCGCUUAUUCCGAGUCUGUUUUGAAAUGCAUCAUGACGAUGAGAAAUAAUGAUACAGUGGAUCCGGAUGCCUUAUCUCGACUUUUAGACCAACCCACACAAGAAAUAUCAUGGAAAGAGGCAUUGCAAACCAAAUUACAGUCCCUGGGUAUCGAUCCAAGAGUGAUUUACAAGUAUACCUUUGUCAAGAAUUACAUGUUGCAGCAAUAUCCUCCCACAGCUAAGCCAGAUGAUGUUGCUAAAGUGAUACAAGAGUCAGAAGAAGCUUGGAUCAUCAAGAAAUUGAGUUUAAUACGGGAAUUAAGGCAAUUUUAA